Molecule: messenger RNA, 1599 nt
Organism: Aspergillus oryzae RIB40
Lineage: Eukaryota; Fungi; Ascomycota; Eurotiomycetes; Eurotiales; Aspergillaceae
Product: putative MFS sugar transporter
Exons: 5
Coding region: 1-1599 (532 amino acids)
Biological process (GO): carbohydrate transport; transmembrane transport
Cellular component (GO): membrane
Molecular function (GO): carbohydrate:proton symporter activity
Source: RefSeq, a predicted model, not a curated record
AUGGGGUAUGCCACGUUCUAUAGGGUGUUAUCCCCACGCCAACUCAAUGUCAUGAUUCAGGCUUUUUCCCUCGUUUGCAUAUUCUUCGAGGGAUAUGAUCAAGGUGUCAUGGGAGGCGUCAACAGCUCUCCAAGAUAUGUGACCGAGGUUGGAAUUGGCGAACCCGAUGGCACAGUCACCAAUACCACUCAUCAGGGAGGUAUUGUUAGCAUCUACUACCUUGGAUGCAUUUUCGGUUGCUUCGGAGGUGGCUGGCUGGCCGAUCGGUUAGGCCGUAUCAAUGGUCUCUUGAUCGGAGCCUUUUUUGCGCUGGUGGGAGGCGCUUUGCAAGCUGCAGCUCAGAGCUCAGACUUCAUGCUCGUCGCCAGGGUGGUGACAGGCGUUGGCACUGGUGCAUUGACUGGGAUCGCACCAGUACUGGUAUCGGAGACGUCAACAGCUGAUCACCGCGGAGCCUUUCUAGGAUAUGUCUUCAUUGCAAACUAUCUAGGGAUUUCUGUCGCAUAUUGGCUGGCAUUCGGCCUUGCUUUCAUCAAUCGUGGCUACUCAGAUAUUCGCUGGCGUUUUCUGUUAGCGUUUCAAUGUGUUCCAGCACUUAUCCUGCUGCUAUUCAUUAAGAUGCUGCCGGAUAGUCCGCGUUUCCUUGCAUCUGUCGGUCGUUAUAGCGAAGCUCAGGAGGUCCUUAACAGGAUCCGUUGUCAUAAAGCCAGUCAAUCAGAGAUUGACCUCGAAUAUAAAAAUAUUAUUGCGACAGUGGAAGAAGGCAAAUCGAGCUCACCCGUUCAAUUUGCUAAGAUCUUGAUUGGCAGAGGCGGAAAGCCCGGCGCCAAUCUAGGCCGACGCGCCUGGCUGUGUGUCUGGCUCCAGAUUAUGGCAUCUUGGACUGGAAUUACAGCCGUUACGGCAUAUUCUCCUGUUCUGCUUCGGCAAGCCGGCUACAGCGAGUUGACCCAAAAUGGCCUUGCCGGGGGGUUGAAUACGAUCGGUAUUCUGGGUACGAUAAUCAGUGCGCAGAUCGUCGAUCGGAUCGGGAGGAGGAAAUGUUUGAUUCUGGGCUCCGUCAUGUUAUUCAUUGUCGAGCUUGUAGCAGGAUCUGUGUACGAGGCAUCCCUUCAUCGGCCGGAUAAAGCUGAUCAGCUUGCCCCCGCUGCUGUUGCGAUGCUGUUCUUAUUCAACCUGGCAUAUGCAGCGACGUGGGGAACCGUCGCUUUCUUGAUACCGACCGAGAUAUUUCCCUCCAACCUCCGGGCUCAAGGCAAUGGCUUUGGUAUUACCGGCUGGGCCAUUGGAGUUGGGAUGACCACACUGGUCAAUCCUAUCAUGUUUGGAAGUAUUGGAAGUCGCAGUUACUUCCUCCUCGCUGGAUUGAAUCUACUGUGGGUUCCAGUCAUCUACCUAUUCUACCCCGAGACGCGUAAUCGAACUUUGGAGUCCAUUGAAUAUCUUUUCUCGACCUCGAGACCAUUUCAUUGGGAUAUGGAGAGAGCUUAUCGGCUGUGCAAGGAGAGGAAGGAUCAGGAACAUAUUGAUGAGCAGGCUAUAAAGGCUUCGAGUCAGGAUGAAGUUCAGCAGGAGUUUUACGAGUCUAUUCCACAAUGA